AGAUUUCGCCGACUUUUUUUUUGUGGGAUUUUCCCAAAACCAGAUGCGUCUACACGCGAGCAACAUGUAUUUCCUGAUAUUCUACGUUCUAAUCACAGUUUUUUUAUUUGUACAAUUCCAAAAACACACAAAAUUCAGCGAAGAUGACUUGAUCGGAGUAAACCCUAUAUUCCAGCAGCAAGUGAUCCCAGUUGCCGACAAAAAACUGGAAUUUCUCAAAAAUUGCGGGUGUAAAUCUACAGUAACCGGGAAAUUAUACGAUUUCUGUUAUAAGUUGCCAGAGGAUGAAAAAUCGAUUGGCAAGAAGUUUGACUGCAAGUUCGUGGAAGAAUGGGAGAAAAUUGAAUCUUCCACGAAAUUCGUUGAUUUACAAAAUGACAGUUUACCGGAGCCAGUUUUUGUUACAGCAUUCAAUAAUCCUUUUAUUAGAAAUGGAAAACGAUUGAUAUCCUCAAUUCGAAGACUUGGAUUUCACAAUAAAAUUAUUUUAUACAACUUAGGGAUUGAAAAGGAGAAUUUGAAGGCGUUGGAGAACUCUUGCAUUCUAGAAAUUCGUCACUUCAACUUUACCAAAUACCCUGGCUACGUGCGAAAUCUGAAAAGUUAUCGCUGGAAACCUAUUGUUAUAGCUGAAACUCUACGAGAAUUUGGAGCAAUUUGGUAUCUAGAUUCUUCAGUGGUUUUUGAGAAGAAAAAUGUGUCUCAUAUCUAUGAUCUUGUGACUUGUCACGGGAAAGUUAAUGGGACAAGAGCUCCACUACUAUCGAGCUCUGCACGGGAUCUGCGAGAAUCUCGAGAACCUCAUGAGAGUGGAUGGAAUCUGGAUGUGUGGAAGAGAAACUUGAAUGAGUGUCGGAAGGGACAGUAUCUGCUGCAUGGGUAUAGUGGGCAUGGGAUCCUGUCCGCCACAAAUCCAGCCGUCUACAAAUACUUCCCGACAAACCCGGCGGAACUCAAAAAGCCCAAAGCAAAAAUGUACGAUGCGGGAUUUGUGUACGCGGUGGCCACCCGACAGACCAUGUUGGAUAUCGUGAAAUGGUACUUCUUAUGUGCUCUUCAGGAAGAUUGCAUGGCUCCGAAGGAUGCCGUCCUGCGAUGUACAUUCGAGAAUGGAGACCGGUUUUCAAGUUAUGCCGGGUGUCAUAGAUACGACCAAUCAAUAAUCAAUCUGGUGCUUGCCAACCAAUUCUGGUACGAUCGAAGGUACUAUGUCAGUGAAAUCGUGGACUUUUUCCAUAUUGAUCGGAGUGGUUCGAUAGGUCAAAUUGAGGACCAGAGGCAGUGUAUUUGAGGCGAGUAGGCAUGCCUGCCUACAGUUGUUUUGCAUUUUUUUUUUGUUUCCUGUGACGUCAUUUAUUUAUGGGUACCCACUUUAUUUUGCUCACAUAAAAAAAUUAAUCUUACUAUUU
Molecule: messenger RNA, 1409 nt
Organism: Caenorhabditis elegans
Lineage: Eukaryota; Metazoa; Nematoda; Chromadorea; Rhabditida; Rhabditidae
Gene: F32B4.1
Product: Nucleotide-diphospho-sugar transferase domain-containing protein
Exons: 10
Coding region: 44-1291 (415 amino acids)
Source: RefSeq, marked reviewed